CUUGGCUUCUGUUUACGCAUCAAUAAACGGUUACACAUCCUAAAGUGCUGUUUUAUCUUUUGCUUAUGCGUCCUGCAGGAAAAGAAGAAGAAGUUUGAGAAAGAGAGUGAAAAAUAUUACUCUCUGCUCGAUAAACAUCUGAAUCUCUCUGCCAAGAAGAAGGAGAGUCAGCUUCAAGAGGCUGAUGACCUUCUUGAUAGGGAGCGGGUGAACUUCUAUGAAUCGUCAGUGGAAUACGUAUACCAGAUCCAUCAAGUUCAGGACAGGAAGAAGUUUGACGUUGUGGAGCCGGUGCUGGCGUUCCUUCACAGCAUUUUAACUCUCAACAACUUGACAGUGGAGAUGACUCAGGACUUUAUGCCUUAUAAGCAGGAGCUGCAGCUCAGCUUGCAGAACUCUAGAAACCACUAUGAGAGCACUUGUGAGGAGUUGGAGGAGCUGAUGAAGAGGAUGAAGCAUCCUUCUCAAAUCUCAAAGAUGCAGAACUUCCUGCCGUUGGAAGGUUAUUUGUACUGUCAGGAGAAGCGGGCUUUGGGUGCAUCGUGGGUCAAAUAUUUUUGCAAAUAUCACAAGGAUGGGAGAAUGCUGAUCAUGGUGUCCUGUGAACAGAAGCCUGCAACAAAGCAGGCCCCAACGAUACUUACCCUGAAAUCCUGCAUCCGCCGCAAGACCGACUCCAUAGACAAGCGCUUCUGCUUUGACGUGGAAACCGUGGAGAGAAACGCACCCGUCACUUUCCAGGCCCUUUCGGAGGGGGACAGGAAGUUGUGGAUGGAGGCCAUGGAUGGGAAAGAGCCUAUUUAUCACUCCCCCAUUCACAAGCAAGCAGAAAUGGAACUAAAUGAAACUGGAUUCAAGUUUGUGCGAAAGUGCUUCAACUACAUUGAAACUAAAGCCGCCACACAAGAAGGAGUGUACAGGACAGUCGGCAGCAACAUCCAAGUGCAGAAGCUCCUGAACUCCUUCUUUGAUCCCUCAAAUCCUGCAAAUGUGGAUCUCAACAGCAGCGACUGGGAUGACAAAACCAUUACAAGUGCAUUAAAGUUCUACCUGAGGAAUCUUUCUGAACCUCUAAUGACCUACGAUCUGCACGGAGAACUCAUGAGUGCUGCAAAGUCUGAUAAUCUGGACUUUCGACUGAGUGAAAUUCAUUCACUCAUCUACAAACUACCGGAGAAGAAUCGUGAAAUGUUGGAGAUGCUUAUUAGGCACUUAGUAAACGUGUGCAGCCACAGUGAUGAAAACCUGAUGACGCCCUCCAACAUGGCAGUUAUCUUCGGCCCCACACUCAUGAGAGCGAAGGAGGAGACGGUGGCGGCCAUGCUUGAUAUCAAGUUCCAAAACAUUGUGGUUGAGAUUAUGAUCGAGGACUACAAAAAGAUCUUCACUUGCAUGCCAGAGGACGGCGCCUUCCCACCUGUCCCUCCUCCUCGGAUCACGGCAAGAAAGCGGCAGCCAAUCACCAUCUCCAAGCGGCCUGCUCGCGUUUUCCAGCCUCUUAGUCACGAGCACGUCCGCGACGCAGAGAAUGGGCAGAAAGACACCUCUGUGGUGGAUGGGGAUGUCUCAGCGAGCCCCAAACCCAUAAAGCCGACGAAACCCAUGAGCUGUGCCCCACUCCCUCCAAGAGAACCUCCUUCGAGGCAAGCGGGGAUCUACAGACCGGCCAGCCGCCAGGACCGGCCGCCCGACUCCGACGCUGAGAAGCUGAGCGACAUGAGGCAGAAGCCUGACUCUUCCCCGGCAGCAAACGGGGAUUCUGGGGUCUUGGUGAGUCGGGUGCCGUCGUUUCAACGUCAGAAAGCGUCUCCGAAGGGAACGCCAGCCAACCGAGAAGGACAUUUUGAUGGUGUAACCAAAACAAAGUCUGCAGAGAAACAUGCCAUUUGUCGACCCCCCAUCAGGCCCCCUGAGCCCCCAUCCAGAUGUCCCGCUCCACAAAAGCUCCCAGUUGCAGCCAGCUGUGAGGGCACGCCCACAUCUUAUGUUGCAUCAAAGACCAAGUUUUUUGAGAAUGCCUCCAGACAAGUUGUCAGCCCUCCAACCUCUUCGCUAUCCUCAGUCGUGACAAAUGUGAAAAAAGAGAACUGAAGUGAAGAGGUGGAACGGUGGACGACCUGGACGGAUGUUCUCAGCUGCACUUUUCAGAUUACAUGAGAAAGAGGCUCCUAUCAGAUCUGAAUGGGUUUGUUUGGGUUUCAGCUGAGUAUCAGCUGUGUGACUGCAUGGUGUUGUGAAGCAACACAUCGUCAAACUCGAUCGUGAUUCCCCAACACGUGUUGCAUUGUUCAUCAAAUUUAGUCAUUUUGCUAUUUUGAUUUGUUAAUUUAUUUUACUUUACUUUUUUUUUGCCACUGUUACUUGCACACUGUGCUGGUUAUGACUUGCAGUGCUAACAGCUGGUCUUAGCAAUAUGAAGUAUUUUCCC
Messenger RNA from Poecilia latipinna (sailfin molly), 2428 nucleotides. RefSeq names its product oligophrenin 1 (gene ophn1). NCBI's taxonomy places the organism in Eukaryota, Metazoa, Chordata, Actinopteri, Cyprinodontiformes, Poeciliidae. The record is from RefSeq and is a predicted model, not a curated record. The transcript is spliced from 20 exons. Gene Ontology annotation, biological process: signal transduction. Gene Ontology annotation, molecular function: protein binding; GTPase activator activity. The annotation marks the transcript as partial. Gene Ontology annotation, cellular component: cytoplasm.